UCGUGUACGUGAGCGUGGCGUCCAUCGUCCCGGACGUGGUCGGGAAGACGCCGCUGAUGAAGGGAUACUUUGAGGGGAAGAGUACGGCUGAGGCGUGCUUGAGGGAGAAUUACGACGAGAAAGAUUACUUUAUCGUGAAACCUUCGUUUAUUUACGGUGGAGAGGAGUUCUCGCUCGCGCCGCCGCGGGUGACGAAGACGUACGGGGACGCGCUGAGCAAGGUGCUCGGAUCGGGACCGAUCAAGGCGCUCGCCGCCAGGGCUCCGGGGCCGAUCGCGCUCACGCUCGCCGAGCCGGUGAGCGUGGAUGAUGUCGCGGGCGCGUGCGUCGCGGGCGCGAUGGCGAUCGGGGCGUCGAACGUGGUCGACGGCACCGAUGAAAUCAAGGCAGCCGCGGCUUCUAUUCGAUGA
Molecule: messenger RNA, 410 nt
Organism: Ostreococcus tauri
Lineage: Eukaryota; Viridiplantae; Chlorophyta; Mamiellophyceae; Mamiellales; Bathycoccaceae
Product: NAD(P)-binding domain
Exons: 1
Source: RefSeq, a predicted model, not a curated record